Penicillium oxalicum is the source of this 1062-nucleotide messenger RNA. RefSeq names its product putative Swr1p complex component (Swc5) (gene swc5). NCBI's taxonomy places the organism in Eukaryota, Fungi, Ascomycota, Eurotiomycetes, Eurotiales, Aspergillaceae. The record is from RefSeq and is a predicted model, not a curated record. The coding region runs from base 1 to 1062 and encodes 353 amino acids. The transcript is spliced from 2 exons.
AUGUCUGCUGAUCCUACUGUGACCGCAGCUCUUGAUCUGGAGGACGAGCAAUACGAGUCUGCCGAGGAUGAAGACUUCCAGCUCGAUACGGUGCAGGACGACUCGGAACUAUCCUCCGACGAGGAAGAAUCCAGCGAACCCGCCAAGAAGAAACGCAAGACUGAUAAGUCCGAUGAGGCUAUUGAUGCAGAAUUAGAUUCUGGCGACGAAGUCACGAUACAAAAGGCACGAGAAGGGCGAACUCAGUCGAAGAAAAAGAAGACCAAAGGCGAUGAACAAGCGAUCGGUGAGGAUGUGGAUUUUGAUGAGGACGAGGAAACGGGGACGGGGGGGUUUGUGCGGACACGCGCGAUGAAAAAGCACAUCCAGGAAGAAGAGCGAAAACCGCUUGCUCGAAUCGAUGGCGCAACAGUAGAUGUUGAUGCCCUCUGGGCGCAAAUGAAUUCCUUGCAGAACCCAGUCAGCCUCAGCGAACCCCAGAUAAUCGAGAAAGAGGAGAUAGCACCAGCAGCAUCCGGUCCAGAGCCCCUCUCUAGUAGGACACCCCAUGUCGCUCCUCAACUGAAUGGCGAUAGUUCUCAACGCAAACACACAGAGCAAAUGGUCAGAAUCAAGAGAACCUAUAAGUUCGCGGGCGAAGUGAUCACCGAAGAAAAGCUUGUACUCAAAGACUCGGCCGAGGCCAAAGCGUUUCUGUCCGGUGGAGAGAAUGUGGAAUUCACAGAAGUGGUCGAGGGCGACGAGACAAAGAACCUUCACAAUCUACGUCGACCUCUCCGGAAAAUUUCGAGAUUCGAUCCCAACCCGUCUAAUAUGAUCAAGAAGAGCUGGGAGAAACAAGCCCUCACUGACAGUGCGGCAGAUGCCACUGGCCCUAAGAUCAACACCGUGGAGAAAUCUCGGCUGGAUUGGGCGCAGUAUGUGGACAAGGCGGGCAUCAAGGACGAACUUCGCACACACAGCAAGGCAAAGGAAGGCUAUAUUGGCCGGAUGGACUUUUUGGGACGAGUGGAAUCUAAGAGAGAUGAAGAGGCUCGCCAAGCUCGGCUUCGGGGGGUUUGA